AGAAGGGAAAAGGACUGGAAGAGCUUGAGCGGCGGCGGGGAGAGGGCGAGCAAGAGCCUGGGUGUUUGCGCGAGAGCCGGGCGGGGACUGCCGCGAGGGGCCGGCAUGGCUGAAGGCUGCGAUCGGCAACCUUGAAAAGCGGCUGCGGCGCGAGGCGGAGGAGAGGGAGGCGGGUGCGAUGGCAGAGCGCGGCCCCCGCGCUGCGCCGGGCCGGGCCGGCUAGCCUGAGCUGCCGGAGGAGCGGGGCUGCCUCUGCGCUUCCAUGGGGCAGCGGCAAAGGCGAAACUCCGGAGCGCCGCGUCCCUGCGCUGCUGCCGCCGCGAACUGUUGAAGGAACCGAGCCCGAGCGGAGCGCCGAGGGAGAAGGGCCCCCGCCCCAGCCCGCAGACCAGCCACCCGCGGCAGCGGGAGGCGUCGGAGGGCACAGGAGCGCGCGGAGCGAGCGACGCCGCGGGAGAGGCCGGCGCGGGAGGCGGCCGCAGCAAUGCCGGGCCCGCUGGGGCUGCUCUGCUUCCUCGCCCUAGGGCUGCGCGGCUUGGCUGGGCCCAGCGGCGCGGCGCCACCUCUCUGCGCGGCGCCCUGCAUCUGCGACGGCGACCGUCGGGUGGACUGCUCCGGAAGGGGGCUGACGAGCGUGCCCGAGGGGCUCAGUGCCUUCACCCAAGCGCUGGACAUCAGUAUGAACAACAUUACUCAAUUGCCAGAAGAUGCAUUUAAGAAUUUUCCUUUUCUGGAAGAGCUACGAUUGGCUGGCAACGACCUUUCUUUUAUCCACCCAAAAGCCUUGUCUGGGUUGAAAGAACUCAAAGUUCUAACAGUCCAAAACAAUCAGUUGAAAACAGUACCCAGUGAAGCCAUUCGAGGACUGAGUGCUUUGCAGUCUUUGCGCUUAGAUGCCAACCAUAUUACCUUAGUCCCCGAGGACAGCUUUGAGGGGCUUGUUCAGUUGCGGCAUCUGUGGCUAGAUGACAACAGCUUGACGGAGGUGCCUGUCCAUCCCCUCAGCAAUCUUCCAACUCUUCAGGCAUUGACCUUGGCACUCAACAAAAUCUCAAGCAUCCCUGAUUUUGCUUUUACCAACCUUUCAAGUCUGGUGGUUCUGCAUCUUCAUAACAAUAAAAUUAAAAGCCUGGGUCAACACUGUUUUGAUGGACUAGAUAACCUGGAGACCUUGGACUUGAAUUAUAAUAACUUGGGGGAAUUUCCUCAGGCAAUUAAAGCCCUUCCUAGCCUAAAAGAGCUGGGAUUUCAUAGUAAUUCUAUUUCUAUUAUACCUGAUGGAGCAUUUGGUGGUAAUCCACUCUUAAGAACUAUACAUUUGUAUGAUAAUCCUCUAUCUUUUGUGGGGAACUCAGCAUUUUACAAUUUAUCUGAUCUGCAUUCCAUAGUCAUUCGGGGUGCAAGCAUGGUACAGUGGUUCCCCAAUCUGACCGGAACUGCACAUCUGGAGAGUCUGACCCUGACAGGUACUAAGAUAAGCAGCAUACCCAAUAAUUUGUGCCAAGAACAAAAGAUGCUUAGAACUUUGGACUUGUCUUACAACAAUAUAAAAGACCUUCCGAGUUUUAAUGGAUGCCACGCUCUGGAAGAAAUUUCUUUGCAACGUAAUCAGAUCCGUCAAAUAAAGGAAGGUACUUUUCAAGGCCUGAUUUUCCUAAGGAUUCUAGAUCUGAGUAGAAACCUGAUCCAUGAAAUUCACAGCGGAGCUUUUGCCAAACUUGGGUCGAUAACUAACCUAGACCUAAGUUUCAAUGAAUUAACUUCAUUUCCUACGGAAGGCCUGAAUGGGCUCAAUCAGCUGAAGCUUGCAGGCAACUUUAAACUGAAAGAAGCUUUAGCAGCAAAAGACUUUGUGAAUCUCAGGUCUUUAUCUGUACCAUAUGCUUAUCAGUGCUGUGCAUUUUGGGGUUGUGACUCUUAUGCAAAUUCAAACACAGAAGAUAGCAGCCUCCAAGACCACAGUGUGGCAAAGGAUAAAGGUACCGCUGAUGCAGCAGUUGUCACAAGCAGUGCUGAAAAUGAAGAACAUAGUCAAAUAAUUAUCCACUGUACACCAUCAACAGGUGCUUUUAAGCCCUGUGAAUAUUUACUUGGAAGCUGGAUGAUUCGUCUUACUGUGUGGUUCAUUUUCUUGGUUGCAUUGUUUUUUAACCUGCUUGUCAUUUUAACAACAUUUGCAUCUUGUACAUCACUGCCUUCCUCCAAAUUGUUCAUAGGCCUGAUUUCUGUGUCUAACUUAUUCAUGGGAGUCUAUACCGGCAUCUUGACUUUUCUGGAUGCUGUGUCCUGGGGCAGAUUUGCUGACUUUGGCAUUUGGUGGGAGACUGGCAGUGGCUGCAAAGUAGCUGGGUUUCUUGCAGUUUUCUCCUCAGAAAGUGCCAUAUUUUUAUUAACAUUAGCGGCCAUUGAAAGGAGCUUAUCGGUAAUGAAAAAUGGGAAAAGCAGUCCCCUCAAACAAUUCCGGGGUGCUGCUUUUUUUGCUUUCCUGAGUGCUGCAGUAGCAGGCUGUUUCCCCCUUUUCCAUAGAGGGGAAUAUUCUGCAUCGCCCCUGUGUUUGCCAUUUCCCACAGGGGAAACACCAUCCUUGGGAUUUACUGUUACCUUAGUGCUUUUAAAUUCCCUAGCAUUUUUAUUAAUGGCCAUUAUCUACACUAAACUUUACUGCAACUUGGAAAAAGAGGACCUGUCAGAGAACUCACAGUCUAGCAUGAUUAAGCAUGUUGCUUGGUUAAUAUUCACCAAUUGCAUCUUUUUCUGCCCCGUUGCAUUUUUCUCAUUUGCGCCAUUGAUCACUGCAAUCUCUAUCAGCCCUGAAAUAAUGAAGUCUGUUACUCUGAUAUUUUUCCCGUUGCCUGCUUGCCUGAAUCCAGUCCUGUAUGUUUUCUUCAACCCAAAGUUUAAAGAAGACUGGAAGUUACUGAGGCGACGUAUUACCAAGAAAAGUGGAUCGGUUUCCGUUUCCAUCAGUCGCCAAGGUGGCUGUGUGGAACAGGAUUUCUACUAUGACUGUGGCAUGUACUCACAUUUGCAGGGGAACUUGACUGUGUGUGACUGCUGCGAAUCGUUUCUUUUGACAAAGCCAAUAUCAUGCAAACACUUAAUAAAAUCUCACAGCUGUCCUGCAUUGGCAGUGGCUUCUUGUCAAAGAGCAGAUGGCUAUUGGUCCGACUGUGGCACGCAGUCUGCCCACUCUGAUUAUGCAGAUGAGGAAGAUUCUUUUGUCUCGGACAGUUCUGACCAGGUGCAGGCCUGUGGACGAGCCUGCUUCUAUCAGAGUCGAGGAUUCCCUUUGGUGCGCUACGCUUACAAUCUACCUAGAGUUAAAGACUGAAUUAAUGUGUCUGUAAACUGUUUCCCCCACCAACAAAAAUCACAGUGUUUAUAGAGUCAGCCUUAUUCUGAUCUUUCAUGUGGAAAGCACUUCUGUAAUCACUGCCUGGGGUCACUUAGAAGAAGGGGAAGGUGGUAGUAUACGUCUCAAACCAUACAUUUUCAAAGAACAGGUGCCUAAGUUAUAAAUUGGUUAAAAAACAAAAACAUCCAAGCAAUGUGUGGUUUAUUUGAAACAAAUUUUUAACUUGAAAAGGAUUUUAGGUAGAGUAGCAAUAUAAUGUUAGUGUUCUCUGAUCCAUAAGCAAAUUUAUACCUAAUUCUGAAUUAAGCACAAAAUAAAAGAACAGCUGUUAAUAUUUUUUUUAAUUAUUUUGAAAUGUGAUUUUUAUAUACCUGAAGAAAAAAAUCUUGCUAAUUUUAACGUUUUUUAGUAUAUUAUCACUAACUAAUGUUUUUUAGUGUAUUAAUCUCAGGACAACUUACUGCAGGGCCAAAAAAGGGAUUGUCUCCCAGGUAGAACUGUGAGAGUAUACAUAGGCAUUACUUUAUUGUGUUUUCUGUUUCCAUCUUUGACGUGAUAGAAUCAUAAAUUUUGCUUAAGUGAUUUAUAAAUCUAAAACCUUAAGGUGUUUUUAAAACAAUAUUAACAGCUGUUAGAUAAAAACAGUAAAAUAGCUGAACAUUUGUUUUCAGUCAUUAAACAUUGCUUUGGUGCAAUCACAGUAAUUUUUUUCCUCAGUGUUUGUGAUCAUACUACUAGGAAAAAGUAAAGGGCUAAUUGCCACGUGGGUUUUGUAGAUUUGGCUAAACUGCCAACUAAUAUGGGGUUUUUAAUAGGAUCUGAAGGAUCUGAUGGCUCCGUGUAAUGUUCCCAUUAAUAAAUACCACCUAAUAUCAUUGGAAGAAUUUUCCAGUUCUGUUGGUAUGGUAUCUAUUUAUAGCUUGAAUUAAAUAGAAAGUAGACUGUAGUAAAUAAUUGCAUUUAAUUGGAAACCAUUGGGAGUAAUAAUGAAAGCAUUUACACUUAUUUCUUAGUUGGGUUUUUCUGAACCUGUGCUAUUACAUGGAAGCUUCCAUACAUUUUCCCCUUACUGUGAUUACAAAAGAGCCUAUUCAACAGCUCAGAUGCUGAGCUUUGGUAAGAUAAGACAAAUAUAUCAUUAAGAAAAACAAAAAAAUAGAAAUAAAGCUUAGUCCUAUGUUUUUUUAAAAAAUAAAAUUGUACUUGAUUCUCAUGUAUGGACUUUCGGCAUGUCACUAUGGAGUCUUAAAGUUAUAAAUGUGUUCAGUAUGUUUUUUGAACAAUAUGCUAAAUCCAUAGCAAACCCACUGCCAUAUUAGUUAUUCUGGAUAUACUAAAAAACGUUAAGCUAGAUUGCAGCUUAAUAAUUAAACUGUAUAUACUGUGCAUAUAAUGAAUUUUUAUCUUAUGUAAAUUAUUUUUAGAACACAAGUUGGGAAAUGUGGCUUCUGUUUAUUUUGUUUAAUUAAAGCUACCUCCUAAGCAAUAGUGGCUGCCAGUAGCAGAAUGUUAAAUUGUGGUUUAUAUACUUUUUUUGCAUUGUAAAUAGUCUUGGUUGUACAUUGUCAGUGUAAUAAAAACAGAAUCUUUGUAUAUCAAAAUCAUGUAGUUUGUACAAAAUAUGGGAGGGAGUUAUUUACAGUGUGUUGUAAUUUUGUAAGGCCAACUAUUCACAGGUUUUAAACAUUGCUAUCAUGUUUGUAUAUUUACACAUCUGACAAAUAUUAAAUCAUCACUUGGUAAAAAUAUCGUAGGAAAAAGUUGGUUUUUUUUCCUGUUUUUUCAAAAUUCAAAUUACUAAAAACUCUUUACUUCAUUCAUUUAAAAACUAGAAUAGCAGAUAUAUAAAAUAUUUGGUAAACUGCUAUAAAUAUGGUAUGAAAUGUAAUACUGUACUCAGUGUUCGAAAUUAUCAAAGUUUCUAGUAAGCAAUCUGUUUUGCCUUAAUUUAAAACUAGGUACAAUAAUGAAUUUAUUUAGUGCUAAAGUAAUAAAAUUAAAGUAGAAUUACUAAUAAUUUUCAUAAUAAAGUAAAAAGUAUUC
Messenger RNA from Trichechus manatus latirostris (Florida manatee), 5398 nucleotides. It is a transcript of the gene LGR4, whose product is annotated as leucine rich repeat containing G protein-coupled receptor 4. Gene Ontology annotation, molecular function: protein-hormone receptor activity; G protein-coupled peptide receptor activity; protein binding. The coding region runs from base 485 to 3331 and encodes 948 amino acids. The transcript has 18 exons. NCBI's taxonomy places the organism in Eukaryota, Metazoa, Chordata, Mammalia, Sirenia, Trichechidae. Gene Ontology annotation, cellular component: plasma membrane. Gene Ontology annotation, biological process: hormone-mediated signaling pathway; adenylate cyclase-activating G protein-coupled receptor signaling pathway; activation of adenylate cyclase activity. The record is from RefSeq and is a predicted model, not a curated record.